CGCUAGUCCUGCAGCCUGCAGCCUCGAGGGCACGCAGGGGAUGUAGUGUGGCGCAUGCGCAGUGCGGCGGUGGGGAUUUCCAGCGGAACAUGACGGUAAGAGGCGCUGGGUGAUGGGGAGGAAGGCGGCUCGUUAAUGGAUCUAACCAGCACUGCAUGACACUGAACGGGCAUGUUUACAUUCACGUCUUGUUCUUAUUGAGCGUUGGACAUGGUGUUUCUAAUGUGUGCUCCUCUCUGCAAACCCUGAUCUUCAACCUCAUGCAGAGGGAAAAGCCUGGCAGUGAGGGCUUAAUAAGUUGAGGACUUUCCAUCCAGCACCCAAAUCAACCACCUUCUCAUGUCAUGUUCCUCCUUUUGAGGUCUUUUGGCUAAUGAGGAACCCAGAGAUGCCCAUUACAAGCCCUGGGCAAGGCGUACGCCCAAAUUAAACCAAUCACAUCUUCACUUUCAUUAUUCCAAAUAGCUCCUUUGGAGGAUGAUUGCAGCUUGCUGAUUUUUCCCACCACACUGCACCGUUGGCCCAGGCCUGUCCAGUGGGAGAGAAGCCCUGGGCAAGGCGUACGCCCAAAUUAAACCAAUCACAUCUUCACUUUCAUUAUUCCAAAUAGCUCCUUUGGAGGAUGAUUGCAGCUUGCUGAUUUUUCCCACCGCACUGCACCGUUGUCCCAGGCCUGUCCAGUGGGAGAGAGGUCUUGAGAUGGCAAGGGGUCCCGUUUAAAGAAACUCCUGAAUUGUAGGAUAAGAGGUUGCAUGCUAAGCAGCCCUCUGCCACCAAUGGAUGCCAAGUUGCGAGAAGAUCUAUUCCGCAGGUAUGUGGCGUCUUUGGAGAAUCGGCUUGAGGAGAGAGCCGGUGAAGGAGGAGGAGAUAAGCAAGGAGCCAAGACUGAGGAGGCACUGAUUUCUACUGCAACAGCACUGUUAGGCUCUUACCAGCCUGAUCCAGGGCAGCGCUUUCGCAUGAUUCGGUUCUAUGAAAUUGCUGAGAACUCCCUGAGGACUCAAAGGAGCGCAAACCUGCGGACAUUGGAGACAGCCUUUGCAACACUGGAAACCAUCUGUACCAACUUGCUGCUCUUUCCAUGGAAGAAGGAGUUCCGCUGCAUAAAGACCUUCACAGGGCCGUAUGUGUACCAGUUGCAGUCGGUGAUAUGCGACGCAGACUUGCGUCCACUGCUGCGUUCCAUGGGCUAUUCAAGAGACCAGGAAUUGCAGUACCAUGUUAGGGACCAUCCUGGUGGAUCCUCCCACCUCCGGCAGCUCGCCUUUGAACUGCUUCUCGCCCAGGCUGAAUGCCGUCUACUCGGUGAGGUGGUGUCCAUGUCUCGGGGUCUUGCCUCAGAGCUGGAGGCCAUGGAGGUGAGGAGGAACACCAGAGAAGAUGCGGCAGGGUGCGCUGAUGCCCUCCGCCGACGAGACAGCCUUACAGGAGACUUAUCCCGCCUGUCGGUGCGGCCGGUGGAUAUUGACCGCGCCCACCUAAGGCGAAGCGGACGGCCAUCCAAGUCGGUGGAUGUAACAGACAGCGCAGGACACUGGCACCAAGCCAGCAAGCCAGUGCUGAAGGCCUCGCUCAGCCUACGCAAAGAGCCAUUGUUCGUCGACACGGAAGAAGACUUGAAGGAUGAAAUCAUCCGACCGAGCCCUUCGCUUUACCCUGUGGCAGCGCCGCCCUCUUACAGCCCAGUGGCUGACUUCUUCCCGAUUCAGUCGCCCCCGUCUGAGCCAUACUCCUACCACUUGUCCUCCCUGGAUGAGGUGGACUUGUACACUGAACGGGGUUUGGGUGGUCACCAGACGCCCUCUAGGCCACAGAGCCGGGAGCCUCGAGAGUCCCGGGACAGUUGGGUUCUGAAGGGACAUGUGAUGAAGUGCCAGGGCUGCGGCAUGGGCUGUCCUUCACUUUCCUCUUGCCAGAGGUGCGACAUGAUCUUGUGUUCGUCCUGCCAUGCAGUGGAACCGGCGCCUUGUUGCGGCUUCCAGGAUUACACUAAAACUUCCCGCCCUUUGGAUGGCUACAUGCCCAUCAAGGAGAAGUUGUCCGUCUACUCCAACACUCACUCGCACACUCACCCUCACCCGCUUCCCCACGCUCAGUCCCACUCGCUGUUGCUGGACAAAGCUGUGAUGAGCACCAAGCUGUUUCCCAGUAAACCCGUGGGUUCGGGCAGCAGUCCGGUGGUCAGCUCCAUCAGCAGUGGGGGUGAGCGGCUGAGUGUGGGCGGCUCCCGCUGUGGCUUUUGCAACAAGCCAGGGGCCUCUCACACCUGUGUGAACUGCUCCAAGGUGUCAUGUGAGAUGUGCAUGAGCCUUUACGGCAGUGAUGUGUGCACCCGCAAAAAUCCUCAUCAUAACUUUGUGCCCAAUCAUCAACUCAAUUUCAAGUCCAGCACCAUAUCCCACCUCGUGUAUCGAUAGACCAGGAACACAACCGUGCUACAGUUGUGCACUACACCUCUGUUGAUCUUUUUAUCUCUGCUUUUUCCACCCUUGUUUUUUUUGUUAACCUUUUCCUGCUUCCUUUCUCAGUUGGCAGUUGUUUGGUUUUGGUCAUGUGAUCUUGCAGUGCAUUUCCUGUCCCUCAGUAGCUCUACUUUAUCAAGGGAAAAAAAACUGUUUGACCGGAGAAUUCCAUUCAGUAUCAAUGCUUGUUAACGUGAAAAAUAACCAUGCAGCACAUAGAAACUGUGAAUGUUUUGCACAGACUUAACCCUGGAACUGAAUCGAGUAAGUUGGAACUUCUCAAACUUGAACAAAAGAAAAAAUAAAUAAAUAAAUUACACUGGAAGUAAAUAGUAUAUAUUUUGAAUUGUGAAUCUAUAGAUCUAUGUAAGACUAUCGCUCUCAUGGUGGGGUGGUUUUCCAGUUGAAUGGGGCUUCAGUUGUGAGUUUGUAUCAGAACUUCUAGUUGCUGUUAAGUCACUAUAUCGAGUCCUCUGACAAGAAAUGCCUUGUGGGAUUAACCCCUAAGAAGUCAGCCUACGCUGUUCAAAAUGCUGCUGUUGAAAGUAAAACCAGGAGGGGGCGCACCUGGCCUCUAACAUGUUUUGCAAACACCAUGAAACUCUUCUUGGUAAACUCCAUGAACAUACUAUGAUUAUGUCAGUAUAUAUUUGUUUUCCUCUGUCCAGGUUUCCUUUAUAAUGUUGUAACCUGUUAAAAUGUUAAGUAAUUGAAAUGGAGAAUAAUUUAAUAUUUUGCUACAAUGACUGUCAUUAGAAACGAUUAUUUUUUGUUAAUUAAUUGUACAAUAUAUUUAUGAUUGUGUGUACGCAUACCAUGAUAAACUAAAGUGUUACAACUGGGUGAAUGUCACAAAUUAUUUUAUGGGUCAUAUUUUACCCCACAAUCCAAAGAAGAUAUGAUAUUUUACAUAGAGAAAACAAUAUUCUCAUUACUGCAGUGCAAAAAUACAGAGAUGCAGUAUUUAAACACUUACUUCAUGAUCCAGAAUAUAUAUAUAUAUAUAUAUAUAUAUAUAAAUAUAUAUAUAUUAUUUAUCUUAGAGUAAAAUAUGACUUGGACAAGUUUUUUUUGUGAGAUUCACCCUAAUUGGCCAGAUUUUUCCUUGAAGAUAACACUAAUUAUAUAUA
Sinocyclocheilus anshuiensis is the source of this 3592-nucleotide messenger RNA. Its product is annotated as spermatogenesis-associated protein 2-like. The coding region runs from base 753 to 2417 and encodes 554 amino acids. The transcript has 4 exons. The record is from RefSeq and is a predicted model, not a curated record. Gene Ontology annotation, biological process: protein K63-linked deubiquitination; regulation of necroptotic process; regulation of tumor necrosis factor-mediated signaling pathway. NCBI's taxonomy places the organism in Eukaryota, Metazoa, Chordata, Actinopteri, Cypriniformes, Cyprinidae. Gene Ontology annotation, cellular component: cytoplasm.